AUGGCAGAAAAGGAAGGAGGGAUCGUUAAGAAGGGGAACGAGGAAGGGAUGAAGAUGGCAGCGUCGCUUCUGGAGGAGUACGAGCUGCCGGCGGGGCUGCUGCCACUGAGAGAAGUGGUGGAAGUAGGGUUUGUGAAGGGGACUGGGUACAUGUGGAUAGUGCAGAAGAAGAAGGUGGAACAUGAAUUCAAGAUGAUAAGCAAGCUGGUGAGCUACGACUCAGAGAUCACAGGGUACGUUUCCAAGAAGAAGAUAAAGAAGCUGAAAGGAGUGAAGGCCAAGGAGCUGAUGUUGUGGCCGCCGGUGAGCGAGAUCACUGUGGAUGACCUCCCCGCCAGGAAGAUCCACUUCAAGAGCCUUGCUGGUAUCACCAAGACCUUCCCUGUGGAGGCCUUCGCCGCUGGCCAGUGA
Molecule: messenger RNA, 411 nt
Organism: Neltuma alba
Lineage: Eukaryota; Viridiplantae; Streptophyta; Magnoliopsida; Fabales; Fabaceae
Exons: 1
Coding region: 1-411 (136 amino acids)
Source: RefSeq, a predicted model, not a curated record